UGCCUCAGCCUGGCGGACUUGGCCGCCCCCUCGCCGCUGCCUUCCCCGGCCCCCGAUCUGAAGGACUGCCUGAAUGCUUCGAAAUCCCUGGUAGCCGCGGCGAAAGAGGCGCUGCACCAGCUGCAGGAGCUUGGCAUACUAAACUUUCAAUGUACCCUGGAAGCUGUUGAUCUUCUAGAUAUCACUAAGAAUAAAACCAACACACCUAAGGCUUGUAUGCCAGAAGAGUCCAAGACUGGAAAUUGUCCUGCACUAGAAAGAGCUGAUUUUGAUAAGAGUAAAUGCCUGCAUGGUAUCAAAGAAGACUUGAUAGCUUACAGGGCAGUGUUCAAGAAUUUCAGUAUAGCUUACAAGGCAGAGUUCAAGAAUUUCAGUAAUCAGAAGAUGCUGACUGCUAUUGACAAUAUGAUACAGGCUAUGAAAAUUAAGAAUGUGAGUAAGGCGACGCAACCAUCUACAAACAGAGGAGGAUCAGCCUCUUUCAAUGACAGAAUGAGGUUAUGUGGUGUUUUCCAUGCUUUCAGAAUUCGUACUGUGACCAUAAGCAGGAUGAUGAACUACUUGAACACUCCUGAAAGCUCAUCAUAAUCACUGAAACCUGAAAGCACUUUCUUAUUAAUCAAAGCAAUGUUAAGUAUAUGAGAAACAUAUUAGGUUCUUGUUGUAUGACCUCUGUGUGCAGAAAACUCACUGAAGUCAUUGGCGCUUGUACACACGAACGGUUACCAGGACUGGACUUGAAUUUAAGAAUACAAUAAUACUUCUACAAAAAUGUUUCAAUGAUUAAGCAUAAUUUAUGAUCUAAGCUGUCUUGAGCAAAUUAGUCAGUGUCUUUUAAGCUAAGAUGUUAAUUUUCUACAUUUUUAGAAAAAAUAAGCUAUAUUGUACCAGCAUGUUCACAACAUA
Pelodiscus sinensis (Chinese soft-shelled turtle) is the source of this 906-nucleotide messenger RNA. NCBI's taxonomy places the organism in Eukaryota, Metazoa, Chordata, Testudines, Trionychidae. The record is from RefSeq and is a predicted model, not a curated record.